CGCAAGGAUUGAACGCAAGGAUUCCACCCAGGAUUCUGCUCUCGACACCGCCGGCCUGCGAUCCGAGCCUGCAAACAAACAAGCCGCUGCCACCGACAUCCACUCUGCGCUUGCGCAUCGAUCCGCUCGACUUGCUCGACUUGCUCGCACUUGGACAUCGACCUGCUCGCACUUGGACAUCAACUUGCCGCAAUCCAAGCCCCGUCGCUGUCGCAUCCGCUCGCAGUCUCAGGUCCUUUCACGCUUCGCCUCGCCUCGGCCAUCCUCCUCCAAGCUGCUCCCGCCACGUCGUCUGCGGCGAUUCGUCUUUCAUCUGCCAAGCACUCUCCCCACCCAACGAUCCGCCCUCUGUCCUGAUUCCUGCCGCAUGUCGCUCCGGUCAACGUCUCCAAUUCUACCCACUGCCGUCUCGCCCCAAUGGAGAAGCGCCCCGAGCUUUCCGCGAUCGCAUCGCAGACGAGUCUCGGCGUCGCCAGGCCACCACUCGCGCCGUCCCGGCAGCAUUGGCCAUCGGCUCUGGCUUCUGGUUGUGUCGCUGUUCGAGAGCGCUGACGAUCUGCGCCGCAAGCCCUCGUCGCCGCUGAUGCGCCUGUGGAUUCUCCUCCGGAGGCCUCUCGGGCUCGCUUCGUUCUUGGCGCUGCUUUUUAUGCUCUGGUCGCUAUGGAAUGCCGACGUCUACCGGUUCACGGAGCACCAUCUGCGGCCCAAGUCGCUCCUCCUGGAUCCCGUGUGUCUCGGGUACCAGUCCGCAAUGACGUUCUCGACCUUUGUCCAGGGAGGCGUCUCGGACGUCGAGCCCUGCUCCAAGCUCGUUGAGGAAGCCCGCGUCGAUCUCACGACCUGGCCGGUCUCCUACAGCGAUCCCACCCGCCACAAUCUGUCGUCGCUGAUCUCGUGCCAGGAUGUCGAAGACUGUGGUGUCGAGUGGAUUGUGCAGGCCUCGCGCUGCCAUCCGUCCCUCAAUCGGCUCGCCCAGACGGCCCGCAAUCUGGGCGUGACCUUUACUGUCCUGGGGUAUGGGCAGCGAUACCGAGGCGACGGCCACAACUUCCGGCAGCUCCACGACUACCUGCUCAACCUGCCAACAACCGAUAUUGUAGAUGUCUACCGCCGGUUCGACCACCCCAUCGUCAUCGGGACCGAGGAGCAUUGCUGGCCCGACGGCCAACUCUGGAACAAAUACCCGCCCAUCAAGCCCGAGAUCACUCGGAAGCGGGGAGACACGCCCUACAAGUACGUCAAGUCUGGCGCCUUGAUGGGCCCGGCCGGCCUCGUCCGAGGCAUGAUCAAGACCCUCUACAACAGCGAGUGCGCCAUGGAGCAGCGUCUUCUGACCAGCGCUGUCGUCAAGAAAUCUGUGUUCUGGCACGGCCGCCCAGACGGCCUCCCUCGGGUGCUCAACACGGAGCGCGGCGAACGGCCCCAGCACGGCGAGGAUCCUCGUCCCCUGGUUUCCCUGGAUGUCUAUCAGGACCUGUUCACUCGGCUCCGAAACAUGCAUCCCUGGGACUUUGUCGUCGACACCAAGACCAAGCGUGUGCGCACCUGGCUGCGGGACAAGCACAUUCCCAACUCGUGCAUUCUGCACGAAGUGGGCGGAAACCGCAAGCCAGAGGGUAUGCUUAUCGGUAUUUUGGCCGACCAGCUCGACUCUGCCAAAUAAUCAGCCAGUGCCUUGGCGUUGGCUGGCGUUGGCCUGAUUUGGCUGGCUUUGGCUGGCUUUGGCUGGCUAUGGCGAGACUGGCCUGUCCUUCUCUCCGCAUCCAACCGCGGCUGCUGCUGCCAUGCACAACGCUGGGCUGGCUCAGCCAUCGCUGCGUAUUCUCUGCUUCCAUGCACUUUGCUUCGACCUGCAUCAAUACACACACACAUCCAUC
Polychytrium aggregatum is the source of this 1877-nucleotide messenger RNA. RefSeq lists its product as uncharacterized. The transcript is spliced from 2 exons. Lineage: Eukaryota; Fungi; Chytridiomycota; Chytridiomycetes; Polychytriales. The coding region runs from base 368 to 1663 and encodes 431 amino acids. The record is from RefSeq and is a predicted model, not a curated record.